AUGCCUCCCAAAUCAGCAGUACAGUACACCACGGCCGGCCGACAGGUCCCUCUCUUUUACAGAGUCUUCUUCCUCGCCAUCGAGCCUAUUUCCGCCCUCGUCGGUGCCUUCUUCGCCCAUUUCCGACAGGACGAAUACCUCACACUCACUCACGCCAUAUCGAAGCCCGACGUCAUCCCUCAGGGUACCACGAUCGUGCUCUCUCAGCUUGCGAACCUCUACCUCCUCUUCGCCCUCAACGAGGCCCUCGUCCUCCGCUCGACGAACGAUAUCCGGGUUUGGAAGACCGUCCUGUUCGUCCUGCUGGUCGCCGACCUUGGGCACUUGUACACCGUCCGAAGCCUAGGCCCCGAGGUCUACUACAACUUCACCAAGUGGAACGCCAUCGACUGGGGCAACGUGCCUUUUGUCUACCUCGGUGCCUCCAUGCGCACCGCGUUUCUGGCCAAUGUUGGGCUCAGCGGUCGACGCGUUGUGGCUAACAGACAGCAAUAA
Messenger RNA from Colletotrichum chrysophilum, 495 nucleotides. RefSeq lists its product as uncharacterized. Bases 1 to 495 code for a protein of 164 amino acids. The record is from RefSeq and is a predicted model, not a curated record. The transcript has a single exon. Lineage: Eukaryota; Fungi; Ascomycota; Sordariomycetes; Glomerellales; Glomerellaceae.